Molecule: messenger RNA, 1738 nt
Organism: Chelonus insularis
Lineage: Eukaryota; Metazoa; Arthropoda; Insecta; Hymenoptera; Braconidae
Gene: PIG-B
Product: phosphatidylinositol glycan anchor biosynthesis class B
Exons: 1
Coding region: 193-1689 (498 amino acids)
Biological process (GO): GPI anchor biosynthetic process
Cellular component (GO): endoplasmic reticulum membrane
Molecular function (GO): alpha-1,2-mannosyltransferase activity
Source: RefSeq, a predicted model, not a curated record
AGGAUUUAUAUAAACAAAUAUAACCUUCACAAUGUAAUUGUAAUGAACAACAAAAAAUCAAAAUUUGAUAAAGUUUGAAUUCUUAAUUCAAUAAAGUCUGAAGAAAUGUGAAAAUUUUACCAUACUGUAAAGUGUGAUCAUUCAGUGAGCAAGUUAAUAUUAAAAUUAAAAAGUGUCAAUUACAGUUUCAAGAUGAAUCUGGGUUUUGCAAAAGAUUUUGAUUGGUAUAUUAUGAUAUUUAUGAUAUUCUGGAGGAUAAUUUCGGUAGCAAUAGUUCAAACUUAUCAUGUUCCUGAUGAAUAUUGGCAAUCAUUGGAAGUAGCUCAUCGUCUAGCUUUUGGAUAUGGUUAUCUAACAUGGGAAUGGCGAGAAAAGAUACGAAGCUAUAUUUGUCCAUUUCUCAUAUCUGUUAUCUACAAAAUCCUUGCCAUUCUCAGACUAGAUUACACUGAAUUAUUAAUUUAUUUACCGAGAAUUGCUCAAGCUAUUAUUAGUGGAUAUUCAGACCACAGAUUCUAUGUAUGGACUCGAAAUGAUUUUUCAGUCAUACUUCAAUUAUUUAAUUGGUAUUGGUAUUAUUGUGCUACAAGGACUCUAACGAAUUCUUUAGAGAGUUCAUUAACUGUGAUUGCCUUAUCAGUAUUUCCAUGGAAAAGAAGAACAAUUCAUGGUUCUAAAUACCUUUGGCUUGUUGGAUUGAUGUGUAUAAUAAGACCUACUGCUGCAAUUAUUUGGAUUCCUUUAUGCAUUUAUCAUAUUAUUUCAAGCAACGAUAGUAUGUUGAAAUUAAUAAAAGAUUAUUUAUCUAUUGGUUUGUGUACUUUGUGCUACUCAAUUGUAAUUGACAGUUUUUGCUAUGGAGAAUUCGUAUUUACACCUUGGAGAUUUUUCAAAAUAAACAUUUUAACUCCGAUUGCUGGUCAUUACGGUGUGGAACCAUUUCAUUGGUAUUUUACUUCAGCAUUACUAGUUCUACUUGGACCUACAGUAUUAAGUUUGCCGAUAGCUAUUCCUCAAGUGAUUAAACACCGAAAAUUAAUGCCACGACAAAUGGUUUGUCUUAUUACUAUUAUCUGGACACUCAGUAUUUACUCUUUACUUCAACACAAAGAAUUUCGAUUUAUAUUACCAUUAUUACCAUUGAUAAUUUACGUUUCUACAUGUACAGUCUAUCCUGAUAUCUUCACAAUACCAGUAUCAGUCAAGAAAUAUGUCGUAUUAUUGAUAAUUUCAUUCAAUUGUAUUGUUGCAUUGUACUUUGGAAUGGUUCAUCAGAAGGGAACACUGAAUAUUAUGAAACAUUUGAGGAAUGAAGUCCAUGUUAAUGGACAGUCUAAUGUGGAUAUUAUGUUUAUGACACCUUGUCAUUCCACACCGUUUUAUAGUCAUUUACAUAUUAAUGUUCCAAUGAGAUUUCUUACUUGUGAACCAAAUUUCAACAAUGAAGAAAAUUAUCAAGAUGAAACUGAUCAAUUUUUUGCGGACCCUAUGAAAUGGAUUAAUAAAAAUUACAAUAAUUCUACAGUGCCACGAAUUUUAAUAAUGUAUGAUAAUUUAGUGCCACGGAUUAAAACUUUUCUAGAUAAACAUUAUUACUUGGUAGUGGAAUUAUUUGAUAGCCAAUAUCCUCUACCCAAACGUAGUGGACAUAUUGUUAUGUACAAAUUUAUUGAAAAUGAAGUAAUGUAAAGAAAAUUUGUUACUGAUAUAAUUUAAUAAUUAAAAAUUGCAAAUACAA